Limulus polyphemus (Atlantic horseshoe crab) is the source of this 1053-nucleotide messenger RNA. RefSeq names its product NADPH-dependent methylglyoxal reductase GRE2-like. The record is from RefSeq and is a predicted model, not a curated record. Bases 1 to 1053 code for a protein of 350 amino acids. Lineage: Eukaryota; Metazoa; Arthropoda; Merostomata; Xiphosura; Limulidae. Gene Ontology annotation, molecular function: oxidoreductase activity, acting on the CH-OH group of donors, NAD or NADP as acceptor. The transcript has a single exon.
AUGUCAACUGAAUCGCCACGAGUUUUGGUGACCGGAGCGUCGGGGUACAUUGCCUUACAUAUCGUGCAUCUAUUGUUAAAAGAGGGCUACCGUGUCCGUGGAACCGUGAGAGAUCUUCACAGUCAAGCCAAGAUAAAACCCUUGAAAGAUAUCUUUCCUCACUCUAGAUAUCCCCUUGAACUUGUGGAAGCUGAUCUAAAUAAGGAUGAUGGUUGGGAAGAAGCAGUUAGAGACUGCAGUUAUGUGAUGCACGUGGCAUCUCCUUGUCCAGACGUUCACCCAGAAACAGAAGAUGAUUUGAUACUACCAGCAGUGGAGGGAACAAAAAGAGUUCUUAGAGCUUGUGCCCAUUCAGGCACAGUGAAACGUGUAGUUUUAACAAGUUCAAAUGCUGCCAUACACGGGCCUUCUGUCCGUGUGGAAAAUAACAGAGUCUAUAAUGAGGAAGACUGGAGUGACCCAGAUUCACCAGACCUCAACACUUACGGAAAAAGUAAGACAUUGGCCGAGAAAACGGCGUGGGAGUUUGUUGACCAGUUGGAAGAGGGUAAGAAGUUUGAAUUAGCAGUGAUAAACCCAUGUAUUACAAUUGGACCAAGCUUUAGUAAAAAUGCUAGCUCCAGUGUAGGCGUGGUACUACGUUUGAUGAACAAAUCAAUUCCUUUGAUUCCUCCUGUUAGUUUCUCUCUCUGUGAUGUCCGUGAUGUGGCGUUGGCUCAUCUCAGAGCCAUGGUGACACCAGAGGCUGCUGGACAACGACAUCUUGUGGCCAAUGUCAACAUUAUGAUGAAGGAGAUAGCUUGUAUUUUACAUAAUGAAUUUGCUCCACAAGGAUAUUGGAUUUCUACUUUAACAGCACCGUAUUUAAUCUUCUGGAUUGCGAGUUUUUUUCACAGAUCUUUAAAUUUUAUUCUUCCGCGAUGUGGAAACAUAGUUCGAUACAGUAACGAGCGAUUGAAAAAUGUUUUAAGAAUCCAACCAAGAAACAUAAACGAGACUAUCUUGGACACUGCCUAUAGUUUGCUUGAGCACGGAAAUUUGUCCAAAAUGUAA